Scophthalmus maximus (turbot) is the source of this 3802-nucleotide messenger RNA. It is a transcript of the gene gdap2, whose product is annotated as ganglioside induced differentiation associated protein 2. The transcript has 14 exons. Bases 316 to 1818 code for a protein of 500 amino acids. The record is from RefSeq and is a predicted model, not a curated record. Lineage: Eukaryota; Metazoa; Chordata; Actinopteri; Pleuronectiformes; Scophthalmidae.
GAUGUACUUUGCUAGCUUGACUUCGCUCGCACACACACACACACAGUGAGCACCUAGCAUGUCGGCUAAACGUGAUAACCUGCUUUAAUCGACACCUUUAAAGUCGCAUUUCGUCCUUUUUCGCGACUGUUCCGCUCGUUAGCAUGAAAACCCUCGAGGGACGGCGACAGCUCGCGAGUGCACGAGCGUCGUGUUGAGAUCGAUUCAUUGUUUCAUCAUCAUCAUCAUCAUCAUCAUCAUCAUCUCUGGCUGGAGGAAACAACUGGCUGGUCCGCGAGGCUGUUUGGAGAUCCGGUGCCAGAGAGGAGGUGGGGGAUGGAUCCUCUGGGCGCUCGCUCGCAGUUUGUGGACGUCCAGACUCUCCCCACGUGGCAGCAGCAGCUGGGCGAGGAGGAUGGCGAGGAGACGCCGCGGGGCCGGAGCGACAGCGGCGACAGCCUGCUCGACGGCCAGCGGGCCUUCCCCUCGCCCUUCCCCUGCAGGCCGGACAUCAACCGCAAGAUCAUCCUCUUCACCGGCGACAUCGCUCUGCUGAACUGCACGGCCAUCGUGAACACGAGCAACGAGUCGCUGAGCGACAAGAACCCGGUGUCGGACGGCGUCCAUCAGCUCGCCGGGCCGGAGCUGCGGGACGAGCUGCUCAAGCUCAAAGGAUGUCGGACGGGCGAGGCGAAGCUGACCAAAGGCUUCAGCCUGGCGGCGCGGUUCAUCAUCCAUACCGUGGGACCAAAGUACAAGACCAAGUACAGGACGGCGGCGGAGAGCUCGCUCUACAGCUGCUACAGGAACAUCAUGCAGCUGGCGGCAGAGCAGUCGAUGGCGUCUGUCGGCAUAUGUGUGGUGAGCACGACCAAAAGAGGCUACCCGCUGGAGGACGCCACACACAUCGCUUUCAGAACCGUGCGCAGGUUCCUGGAGAGUCACGGGAACAGCAUCGACGCCGUGGUGUUCGCAGUGACGGACGCGGAGGAGUCGGUGUACAAGAAGCUCCUGCCCCUGUACUACCCUCGCUCGGCGGACGAGGAGAAGGCCUGUCUGCCUCUCAUCCCGGCUGACAUCGGCAACUCCGAGGGAGAGCCCGUCGUCCCAGAGAGGCAGAUCCGCAUCGCGGAGAAGCCGGGCACCCUGGAAGAUGAUGCUGAAGAGGAGAAUCUGGAGUCGGACCUGGGUCGGGUGGGGAAUCACGCUUUCGCCAGGAUGGAGGGCGACGUGGACAAACAGCGCAAACUGAUCCUCCAGGGCCAGAUGUCGGACGCAGCCGUGCAGAAGCAGCACCAGAGGAAUUACGGUCGCUGGCUGUGUCGAGCGAGAGCAGAGGACCUGUCGGACAUCGCUGCCCUGAAAGCUUUAUAUCAAACCGGUUUGGAUAUGUGCGGCCGGACGGUGAUGGUCGUGGUCGGGCGAAACAUCCCAGUGACCCUCAUUGACCUCGAAAAGGCUCUGCUGUACUUCAUCCACGUGAUGGACCACAUCGCCGUGAAGGAGUACGUGGUGGUUUACUUCCACACGCUGACGGGCGAGCACAACCACCUGCACGCCGACUUCCUCAAGACCCUCUACGACAUCGUCGACGCCAAGUUUAAAAAGAAUCUAAAGGCCUUCUACUACGUACACCCAACGUUUCGCUCGAAGGUCUCGACGUGGUUCUUCACCACCUUCAGUGUGUCGGGGAUAAAGGACAAAGUCUGUUACCUGGACAACCUGCACCAGCUCUUCACCUGCAUCAAGCCAGAACAGAUCGACAUUCCUCCGUUUGUGCUGGAGUACGACGCUCGGGUGAACGGACGCUACCAUCCCGCCCACUCCUCCAGUCUGUGACAGCCGACCAAUCAGACCUCUCUUUCCCGGGGUGACGAGGCGGCGGCGGCCUGUCAAAUGGACGUCGCGUUGCCCCGUGUGGUCCGACCUUCCUCGCCUCCUCGACGAGGCUCUGAAACAUAAUGGAGGGAAACUCUCCUUUUGUUCUGUCCGAGCUUUGGGGGAGAAAAGGGACUAAAUGAACAGUUGCCUCCCACGUUCAGCAGCUUCUGGCCCGGUAAGCGGUCGUUCCCACUCACCACAGACUAUUUCUGGAUCUGGAAUGUUUUUUUUGGACUAUGCCUUUUUGAGGGUUUCGUAUUCUCAAACAUCCCUGAAUAUGAAGCAUCGCGUUGAGUUUUGUGGUCGCAUCAAAUGUCCUCGUCUGUGUCUCAGACUACAGAUUAUCAGACUUUCUGCUUCUUCAAAUGCUGAAAAAAACUCUGGAUGGAGUAAAGACCAAUGCUGCAUUUCACUCAGUCGGACGUUGGGGUACGACGUUGCAAUAACAACCUGUGGUCAACCUCGGAAAAAAACCCAAACAAGAAAAAACCUUUUCUUUGAUUAGACAAAAAACACUGCUCCUUUGUGCAACAGCUCAUGUCGCUCUGUUAGUGUCUCUGUCUUCUGUGUAGCAUAAAACAUUUACUUCACUUUCAUCACUUACAUUUAUCCUUAGUGUAGUUUGACGUAGAAACCACAUCUCUCAUAUUUGUGCAUUAAAUACGAAGCUGCAGUUGGUUUAGUUAUUGUUUUUGUGCAGAUCACACAAAACAGAUAAUGUGCGUUGGUUUAUGGGCUUUAUAGGUGUUGCUAGGCAGAUUUUCUUGACAGUUGAACAGAGCCAGGUUCGCUGCAGCGCCGUUGUUUAACGCAGAGAUAUGAGAGUGUUAUCCAACCGUGUCAUCGAGGAGAACAUAUUAAGAUAUUUUCCCACAACUAUGACAUAUUCUUUCAAGUUUUUUUAAUCCAUUGGUCACUGUCCUGAGCACUGAAACAGUCAAAUUGGUCAAUCAACAGAAGAUUAAUACGCAACAAUUAUUUUUUUACAACCGUUUCAGUGCCAAACUCUCCCUGGUUCCCAGUUUCUCACGUGUGAGAAUUUGCUGCUCUUUCUAUACUAUUAUAAAUUUAAUCUCAGUUUUGGUGAAUUAAGGACCUCUCCUCAGGCUCUAUGCAUCUUUCAAUAUUCCUUGAAACUUUAUAGGUGAAACUGAAAUCACAAGGGUGGCAGUCAGAACUAUAGUCUUUUGUUAAAUCUGCCUACUUUCGCAGAUGACACCUUAAUGUGAGCGGUUCAGUUCAGGAUACGAUAUACAAGAUUACAAACAGAAUUCCACCACGUCACUACUUUGUUAUUAUCUCAUGUAUCUGCUAAGUGUUGUCUUAUGAAAUCGCUGGAUAGCUUGCAGCCGGUUUUCACUGUUUUUGGGAACAACUGACAUGAAGGCAUCACUUUUGUUUUGGGGAACUGUUUAACGUCGAGUCUCACUCUGACAUGAUAUUUUUAUUUUCCCUUUGCCGAUGGAGAUUGGUUUGUCUGUUUCGUUUCUCAGUUACUAAAUCUUUUGUAUUUGCACAGUUACGUUUGACUUUUCUUGGUGUUUCCACAAUCCACAAGUAGUUUGAUUCAACUUUGACAAACAAGACCGGUGGGUUUUAUCAUUAUCAGGGCGAUUGCAAAAUCAAAUGUACUGAACUUUUUCCAGCAGUCAUAAUGUAGCACACCCCAGAAUCUCUUCUUAGUGGAAAGACUAUCGACCAUAAACGUAUAAAGUGUGUUUGACUAAAAAUCUGUCACAGAUUUUCAAACCUGCAUGUAUAUGUAGUUCUGUCUUCACCCAGGUCUUUCUGCCGUGUUUCCAAGAUGUCAGGGAUCCACAUCUGCAUCUUUAAAUAAUGUCAGUUGUGCUGGCGAGCAACAGAACUCUUACAGCUCUGAAUCAAUGUAUACAGUUGAUCACGCUGUUAAUAAAAUAGUCAUAACGAUAUACACAAACUUUAA